AUGGCAGACCGCCCGAGGUUCUCGAAGACGCAGCUGGGCCAAUACUUGGACCGCAUCGCGGUGCCUGCGGAGCACCGACUAUAUGAUGUGUCUGGUAUUGCAGAUGGCGAUAAAUUCAAAUAUCUAUCGCUUCUCGAGAAGCAUCACCUGAUUCGGAUCCCGUUUGAGAAUCUCACGCUGCACUACUCGUGGCAUCGGGUCAUCGACGUGAGCCCUCGGCACUUGUUCAGCAAGGUUGUGGCGCACCCCAGCCGCGGAAGGGGUGGCUAUUGCAUGGAAGUCAACACUCUGUUCCAUACGCUGUUGUUGAGCCUGGGUUUUGACGUCUCCAUGGCCGGGGCUCGAGUCUACGAUCCCGGCAGGCAGAGGUAUGGGGGGUUCUCGCAUUGUGUCAACAUUGUCACGGUUGCCGGAGUCCAGUACAUGGUAGACGUGGCCUUUGGUGCAAACGGCCCUACGCGACCGGUUCCAAUGGAGCCGGGCCACGAGGGUGUCCACAUUGAGCCUGCCAGCGUGCGACUCGUCAACGAACCGAUCCCGCAGAAUCUGAACCAGCGCAGCAAAGUCUGGAUAUACCAGCACAGGAUCAACGAACAUGCCGACUGGGUGCCGAUGUACUGCUUUGUUGACUUGGAAUUCAUCCCUGAAGAUAUCCGAGCCAUGAACCUUUCGCCGUGGAAGAGUCCAACAUCAUUCUUCACCCAAAAGAUCAUUGUCACACGUUUCACGACAGCCGCGGAAGACAUCAGUAGCCCAAGUCCUGGUGUCCCGAACGAGGCAGCUGUACUUGACUGCGGAAUUGAUGGCGCCCUAAUCGUUGAUCAUGACAAAUUCAAAUGGCGAAGAAAUGGUGUCACGGUUCUGGAGCGAACAUUUGAUAGUGAUGAUGAAAGACUUGACUACCUGAGGCGAUACUUCGGCAUUGAGCUAGCAGACGAGGACGCGGAUGCCAUAGCAGGAACAGCAGGACAAAUUAGCAGGUGA
Molecule: messenger RNA, 984 nt
Organism: Neoarthrinium moseri
Lineage: Eukaryota; Fungi; Ascomycota; Sordariomycetes; Amphisphaeriales; Apiosporaceae
Exons: 1
Coding region: 1-984 (327 amino acids)
Molecular function (GO): acetyltransferase activity
Source: RefSeq, a predicted model, not a curated record